Messenger RNA from Pundamilia nyererei, 5501 nucleotides. Its product is annotated as arf-GAP with coiled-coil, ANK repeat and PH domain-containing protein 3-like. Gene Ontology annotation, cellular component: cytoplasm. Lineage: Eukaryota; Metazoa; Chordata; Actinopteri; Cichliformes; Cichlidae. The transcript has 24 exons. Gene Ontology annotation, molecular function: protein binding; GTPase activator activity. The record is from RefSeq and is a predicted model, not a curated record. The coding region runs from base 233 to 2761 and encodes 842 amino acids.
UCACGGUGCAGCUACGCCUCCCGCCUGUCUGGGCAGCAGCGGCAGUAGUGUAGUAGUAAUCUGCGUGCCGCGCACUCGGCUCGCAUUUUGUGUCACCGUGCCACCAGAAGAGGGGCGACAGACUGCUGCGCGUCAAGGGGAUACCAGUCAUCAUCCACACGGUUCAAGCUACAUCCCGUUGGGGGCAAUGACAUUGGCAGCCUGACGUGGGAAUUAACGAGAAAACGCAAAAAUGACUGUGGACUUUGAAGAAUGUAUAAAAGAUUCGCCCCGAUUCAGGGCUGGAAUUGAUGAUGUGGAGACAGAUGUGGUAGAAAUUGAAGCGAAGCUCGAUAAGUUGGUGAAGCUAUGCAGCGGGAUGAUCGAGGCCGGCAGGGCCUAUGUCAGCGCUAACAAGCUCUUUGUUAACGGCAUCAGAGACCUGUCCCAGCAGUGCAAGAAAGAGGAGAUGAUAUCGGAAUGCCUUGAAAAGUGUGGCGAAAGCCUCCAAGAGAUGGUCAAUUACCACACGAUUUUGUUUGACCAGGCUCAGAGGUCCAUCAAACAGCAGCUUCACACCUUCAUUAAAGAGGAUAUACGGAAGUUCAAGGAUACCAAGAAGCAGUUUGAUCGAGUGCGUGAGGACAUGGAGCUGGCGCAGGUGAAGAACGCGCAGGCACCCAGGAACAAGGUGCAUGAGGCGGAGGAGGCGACGCAGGCUCUCAUCCUCAGCCGCAAAGCUUUUCGGCACCUGGCCCUGGACUAUGUGCUACAGAUUAAUGUGCUUCAAGCCAAGAAGAAGUUUGAAAUCCUGGAUGCAAUGCUGUCAUUCAUGCGAGCCCAGUAUACUUUGUUCCAACAAGGCUUUAACAUCUUGGAUGAGAUUGACCCCUAUAUGAAAAAACUGGCUGCACAGCUAGAUCAGCUGGUCAUUGACUCGGCUGUGGAGAAGAGGGAGCUGGAGCACAAACACGCCCUCAUCCAGCAGAGAACUCUGAUGCAGGAUUUUUCCUAUGAUGACCCUAAGCUGGAAUUCAAUGUGGAUGCACCCAAUGGUGUGGUUAUGGAGGGCUACCUCUUUAAGAGGGCCAGCAAUGCAUUCAAGACCUGGAAUAGGCGGUGGUUUUCUAUACAAAACAGCCAGCUGGUCUACCAAAAGAAACUCAAGGAUUCUUUGACAGUGGUUGUUGAGGAUUUGAGGUUGUGCUCAGUCAAACCAUGUGAAGAUAAUGAGAGGCGGUUCUGCUUUGAGGUGGUUUCACCCACUAAGAGCUGCAUGCUGCAGGCUGAGUCUGAGAAGCUGAGGCAGGCAUGGAUCCAGGCUGUCCAGGCAAGCAUCGCUUCUGCUUACAAGGACAUCACCGACAACUAUUACAUCGAGCGAUUGGACCGGACUGCCUCACCCUCCACCAGCAGCAUUGACUCUGCCAGUGAACCCAGAGAGAGAGGAGAGAGGGCUGAUAAGGGAGUUCGGGGAGGAGGAGAAAGCCUCCUCCAGCGGGUGCAGAGCCUGCCAGGCAAUGAGCUGUGCAGUGACUGUGGCCAAACGGCUCCCUGCUGGGCUUCUAUCAACCUGGGAGUGCUGCUCUGCAUUGAGUGCUCAGGGAUCCACAGGAGUUUAGGGGUCCAUUUCUCUAAAGUGCGUUCACUGACGUUAGACUCGUGGGAGCCAGAAUUACUUAAGCUGAUGUGUGAAUUGGGGAAUACUGUGAUCAACCAGAUUUAUGAGGGAUCCUGUGAAGAACUCGGAGCAAAAAAACCAGGCCCCUCCAGUUCAAGACAGGAGAAAGAGGCCUGGAUCAAAUCUAAAUACGUGGAGAAACGCUUCCUGAAGAAGAUGAGUGGCAGCGAAGCGCUCGUGCAAGGUGAAAGGAAGUCCCGCCCUUGGACAGUGAAGAAAUGCCAGCGACACAACAGCUCUGUUCGGGCACCCAACAAGGCUCGUAGGAAAUAUCACCGAUAUGAACCUGGCAGCGCCUCGCCGGCAAACCUCUCAGCAGCAGCUGCAGCAAAGUUUCGCCGGGACUCGCUGUUCUGUCCAGAUGAGUUGGACUCAUUAUUUUCCUACUUUGACACUGGCUCUGGUCCUCGCAGUCUCAGUAGCGACAGCGGCCUGGGAGGAAGUACUGACGGGAGCACAGACGUCCUGGCCUUUGGCUCAGUGGUGGACAGUGUAACAGAGGAAGAAGAGGAGUCAGAGGAGUCCUCCAGUGGUGAGGUGGAAAUUGAACAGGAAGUAUCCUCAGACCCUGAAGACCCAAGAGAACUCCACCCUGGCGCGCUCCUAUACCGAUCCUCCCGACUCCACAACUUGCCGCUCAUGGCGGAGGCUUUGGCACACGGUGCUGACGUACACGCCGCUUGCGAGGAAGAGGAGGGAAAAACGCCACUCAUUCAGGCUGUGAUAGGGGGCUCCUUGAUAGCUUGUGAGUUCUUGCUACAGAAUGGGGCCGAUGUGAACCAGAGGGACAUGAGAGGCAGAGGCCCACUGCACCAUGCAACCGACCUGGGGCACACUGGCCAGGUGUGUCUGUUCCUGAAAAGAGGAGCAUCACAAACAGAGGUGGACGAACAGGGCCAUGAUCCUUUAAGCAUCGCUGUGCAGGCUGCCAAUGCAGACAUCGUCACCCUGUUGCGUCUAGCUCGGAUGAAUGAAGAGAUGCGAGAGGCAGAGGCGGCUCCGCUGGGUCAACCAGGUCAAUACCCCACAAGCAGUCCCACUGAGCAGCAGUAUAGGAAGUGCAUCCAGGAAUUCAUCUGUCUCAACAUAGACGAAUGCUAGUGGUCACUUCUGUACCGUGGAGCAAAGCGUGUGCUCUAUUUAUAAAUCUUCCUCCUGACUGAGAAAAUAACAUAUUCAUGUAAAAGCUGCCCCUACACCCUGAUCACAAGUCUGUUACUUCCCCUAGAUCUAAGCCUGCAGGCAACUUCUGAUAAGCUGGGUGUCUGAAUACAGAGUGACUAUUGGAUGCUUCGAGUCAUAGGGAGCAUCCCCGUGAUGGACCUUUCUAACUCUACUGACUAUCCAGUCACCUUCACCAUCUUCCUGCUUCGCCACUAUGUUUCUGCUUGCCAUUACUUGGCACUACCAAUCCUAGCUACACAACACAGCCAGUAAAAUGACAUCAGCUUUCUUGGUGUUUUGCUAACAGGGUUAUGCUCUAACUUCAUUACAUGGUGUGACCUCCUGUAUGAGGGUGUGGGUGUUUUUAUUUUUGUUGCCUAACAGCUCUUACCUCAGAAGAAUCUCGCUGCAUUAAUCCUGUACACUUUAUAUCUAUCCAGACCAUCUGUGUGACAUCCAAUGUACCCAUCUCUCCUUCAUCAGAGAUGUAAAUAUGCAUAUUUAGAAGUUUAGAAACUGUGUACUGUGGCAUGAGGUAAAACAAUAUGGUAUUUGUUCCAGUAACUUAAAAGAAAAAGAGUAACUGACAAGCUGCAGUAGAGGUGGGCAGGAUAGUUUUACUGUGUAUAAAAAGGGGGGUCGGGAAGGAAGAAGUGAAACUGUGACAAAAAUGUUGAAGGGCUUGUGGGGAAGAGACCCUCGCCUGCUUUGUAAGAUACUUUGUGUCGUCAUGAGUGAGUGAGUGAACAGGAGAGUGCAUGUGUUAAAGAAUACUGAGAGACAGUUAAAUAAUAUGUAAAGGGAAAAAAAAGACUGCACUUUUCCCAUAUACAGAAUUAUCAUUUAGCUUUUACAUUGUUCUUGUCUAGUCAAGUUGUUGUCGAUUUAUUGUCUAUUUUAAUGAUGUCUUUUUUAUUUAUCUUUCCAGAGGACCAGUGCAAUGCAUUAUUGAAUGCAGUUUUAUAUCAGCAUUUCUGUUAAUGAUUGUCAUUUCAAUCUAAAAUCCUUAUUCAGAAUUUAUGAUGGAGGUCUUUAGAUAUAUUUUACAUUAACAGCAGUCAGAAAACUUUCAAAUGGCCUUAGAUUACAGAGUACUUUUGUCUUGGCAGUAAAACGUGCCACUUCUCAUUAGGUUAUGCAAACACAUCGAUGGAACUUCUGAUUUCUCUGAGGAAAUUCUGAAUUGACAGUGACUCAUUAUUUGAGCAAUAACUGCCAAUAGUUCAGAGCAGUGAGAACAUGCCGAAAUGUAAAAUUGCAUCAUGUUAUUCACUUCCAUUUAUAGAACAUAAAACUAAAAAGCUCUUCAGCUUCCUGGCAAUGGUAAUAUUACAGGAAAGUAUUCGUGUUAUGUUGAAAUUAUGGAGUAUAUUUAAUCUUUUAAAAACUCGUGUCGUGACAGACUAGCAUAUCUACGUCAAUGCUAAGAAUAUCCUCUGUAUGCUUUGCUAGAUUUUUGGGAAGUUUGACCUUUGCAUCUUGAGCAUGAUGAAUAUUUUUUCUAUAAUUUGAUCACUUUGUGCAGUGCAGUCCUGUCAAAAAAAGCAUGUACCGAUAUGACCUCUCUGGUGUCAGAAGUUUCUUCCUUUUUCCACCUCUGUGCCAUUGUUUCAUCCACACACGAAUCUGUGGUGACUUUUCUUCUUUUCUUUUCAUUCCUUUCAUUUUUUUUUAUACUGUGCUUUUAUUUUCCUCUGCCAAAGACUUUUUUUUUUUUAAAGGGAAAGUGUCUGACACUGUUGUAUAACAUCAUGUUAAAAAAAGGAAAAAAAAGAAGAAUUGUUUUGGGUAUAUACAGGAUACUCUUACCAUCCUUUCUGAGUUGUGAGAGUGGUAGAAACACUGUUGGUGCUCACAUGUUCAGAAGAUGUGACUUACCUGAUAGAUGCAAUAGUUCAAUGUACUGCAAGUAGAACCAGUCUCGGGGGGUGAUGUGAAGCUACUGUGACCAAACUGUUAAGAGCUGUCGCCCUCGCGGAAGUAUUAAAUGUUGUGUCCAUUUGUGUGUAGUAUUGGCUUAAGAGUGGUUAAAGGCGCAAACAUGCUGUAUAUAGUACACUUGCAUAUUUUAACUUAAUGCUAACUUCCUGCCUCUCAGCAUUCGGUCACAGAUUCUGUUUAAUGUUUGUUUUUUCAUUGUCUUUGAAAAACAGCCGGUCGGGUAGAACUGUGACACGGUUCUGAAUUACUUGCGGGGGUUCUUCUGUUUACUGGCAUUUGGAUAUCUUUGGAAUACUCCCUUCCAUGUCUUUAGAAGCACUAAGGGGAAAAACAAAAUACAUACAAUAAAACUGAGAAACUGAAAUGGAUCUGUUAACCCAGCUGCCUGCUUCUUAUUCUCAUUGCUGUUCCCUCUCUCAUCUUUUCUGUCUAACAUUCUCCCAGCAUUCUUUUUCCAGAUGAUAGCUGCUCUAAUUAUUGAAUAAUAAUAAAUACGGCAGUGGUUGUAAUCCAUAGAUAUAGCCAGAUGCUGGGAGAGUGCUAUUUUACAGAAUACUCUGGUGUGUCUUUGGUGAUUCACAAACUUUUGGUAGCACUUGGCUUAUUCAAAGCAAUAAACCAAUUAGUCUCAUGUUGUGAAAUAUCACUGAGGUGUACACAGACUCUACUAUUUAAGAAUAACUUAAGCAUUCAGAGUCUUAUGGGUAUUAAAACAGUGCUUCAUCUGCUUGCCCGC